This is a messenger RNA of Halichondria panicea, 3201 nucleotides long. RefSeq lists its product as uncharacterized. The coding region runs from base 197 to 3106 and encodes 969 amino acids. Gene Ontology annotation, biological process: signal transduction. The transcript is spliced from 7 exons. Gene Ontology annotation, molecular function: protein binding. NCBI's taxonomy places the organism in Eukaryota, Metazoa, Porifera, Demospongiae, Suberitida, Halichondriidae. The record is from RefSeq and is a predicted model, not a curated record.
GGUCAACCGGCUAGCUGUCCUACCUCUGACUAUACUACUGACUAGUGCGCAGAGUCUGCUCGAAGUGCUGCUCUGGCUAUACUGCUCUAUUACUGUACUCAAAACAGUCUGAGGCGGCGCCAAGAUCCUGGUGCAGGGACUGUUGCCAGAUCCUGAGUGAGUGAAGGGGCGGGACUUGCAAGACUACUACUGGCCUAUGGGCCAUGGCAUCGAUUUACCAAAAAAUGAGCUCGAAUCUCAAACGAUCAUGGCAUCAUCAACAUUGGAUGCAAGGGCUCGUGAAAUAGCUUUGAGACUAAAGAGGAUUGGCGAUAUCAUAGCAGAAGAAGAUGCUCAGGCUCUUGCAACCCUAUUUAACCCUCUUGCAGGGCCAUUGCGUAAAAAGCUGGGCACAUACAAUCAGGAAAAAGAAAGACUGGAAAUGCUGACUAGAACAGGUGGAGCAGAUGCACACAAUACUAUUGAAAAACUAAAACGUGUUACGGAUUCCAUUGAUAUAUUACAAAAGGAAAUCAAGAAAUCAGAGGUGCUAUUCAGUACAGCCAUAAAUGCUGGGUGUGUUUCGGUGACCAUCACCAAUUCUCUCAUUCAAGGACAAGCUGGCGUUGGAAAAACAUCUACAAAUUGUAUGCUUCUUGACGAACCAGCUCCGAUCGUACGAACUAGUACCCCCCUCACUAAUCCAGCAGUCCGAAUUCAGGUCGUUGCAGAUUUAUCCUCAAGUGGCUCACCAGCUACACACACAGAGUCUCCUCGCCAUGUUCGGAAUGUAUUGGGAUCAAAGAUCCGAUUACGAAGUGGAAAAUGGACAUCUAUCAGUGAAAGCCAGCUGCAAGACACUGUAGUUAGUGCCGUUGCUAUCCUUUCAAAUCAGAUACCUACGGAUAACUCUCUUUUAUAUGUACUGAAAAAAUUGAGUACAUUUCGUGGGUGGAUGUCAUUAUUUGGUGUAAAUGCUUUGCCCAUAACACUAUCCAAUUCAACUAACUUCUAUGCAAGUAGUAGUGUUGAUUCAUCAAUGGAACCUCGAGCAGUCAUUGCUAGUGUACACGAAGAAUUAACUGAUCGAAUGGCCAAAUUUAAAUUAGCAAGUCCAUUGCCAGCUGAUAAUACCCCUAGUAAAAUGCUAGGUGAUACCUGGAUCUACUUCACGGAUACUGGGGGACAACCACAUUUCCAUAACCUCUUGCCGCAUUUUGUACAUGGCCUCAGCAUUGCAAUUCUUGUUAUUCGUCUGUCAGAAAAAUUAGACGAUUGCCCAAUGGUAGAAUACUACGAAGACGACGAGUUGAUAUCUGAUCCGUAUCGAUCAACCUUGACCACUGUGGAAACACUCAAGUGCUUAGUUCGCUCCAUGCAAUCCCAUACCACUGAUGGCAAGAAACCAAGAUUAAUGAUUGUUGGAACGUUUUUUGAUAAAAUUCAAGAGAGCUCUGAAACGUUGCAAAAAAAGAAUGAGAAGCUGCUCAAAUUACUAACCCCAGAGUUUGUCGAGCAAUUGGUAUUCUUCAACGAAGCAAUGGAUGAACUUAUCUUUCCUAUCAAUGCUAAACUGCCUGGAGAUCAUGAGAAAAUUGUAUCGGAUUUAAUUCGUUUAGCAAUUGAAAGGUCUCCUUCAAAGGCGAUUGAUAUUCCCCUGUUCUGGUAUGUUCUGGAAAUUUGUGUUAAAAACAUUUCCUCCCAGCUUCAACGAAACGUUCUGAGCAAGCAAGAAUGCUUGGAGGUAGCUGAACAACUUCAAAUUUCUGAGGACGGUCUAAUCGAGGCUUUCAAAUUUUUCCACGAGCAGCACAUUUUUCAUUACUAUGUCGAUAUCCUGCCCAAUGUGGUCUUCACAAGCACUCAAGUCCUCCUCGACAAGCUAACUGAGCUGGUUAAACAUGUUUAUCGUAUGAGAGAAGCUGUUAGCAACCCUUCAACCAUUGUGCCAAAUUCCUACACCCCCAAAACUGGAAAAUGGCAAAAAUUUCGAGACCAAGGAAUCAUUACACUGGAGUUCUUAAAUGAAUUUAACAAGCACUACGUUAAUGAGCUUUUCACUCCCUCAGAUCUUCUCAAGCUAUUUGUGGAACAUUUAAUUCUCACACCUUUUUCGAGUGAAAUGCAAGUGGCAUCAGAUUUCACCUCCCAAUCUGCUGAAUACUUUAUGCCUUCUCUGCUAGACGUGCUACCUGUCGAUCAAAUUGAAGAGUGUCGAAUUCAAUCCUCCUCCUCCAUAGCAGAUCCUUUACUGAUUCGGUUCCCCAAAGGCUGGCCAAGGACAGGUGUUUUCUGUUGUCUCCAGGUUUUCCUCAUUCAAAAAUUAGGAUGGACUCUUGUUUGCAAUAGAGGAAAGCCAAAACUUAUCGCACAAAACUGUGUUAUGUUAUCUCCCCCUGAAAGCAUAUGUGUUGUCACAUUGAUUGAUUCGUUUUCCUAUUUUGAAGUGCAUGUUAACGCUAAUCCUUGGGUGUGUUUUCAAAUGUGCCCGGUUGUUCGAGACCAGAUCCUUCUUGGAAUUGAUUCGUCAUGUAGGACACUGCGCUAUAGCAAAGAAAAGCCUGACUUAGCAUUUUUCUGUCCUUGUGGUUGUACGUCUGCACCCAGCCCUGACGAUGCGUCUACUACAUCUGAGCAUCACCCUGGUGUGCUCCUUCAGAAAGAGGCUUUCAUCAAGUGUACAGUUGACGAAUCCAAAUCCACCGAAGUCAGUUCCAAACACACCAUAUGGCUGGGAAAUUCAGAGUUGCCUAUAGAUGUCCGUACUCAGCAAUCAAGCCAGUUGCCAAGUGUGGAAGAAUUCAUCUCAAAAUUUGGAAUCGUGGGCUAUGAAAUCGACCAAGAGUGCAGUGAUGACCAAAUUCUGGACAUUUAUCAUGACUUGGAGAAAUGGGAGCAAGUUGCAUGUCAUUUGGGCUUAAAAGCUACAGACAUCGAAGAAAUCGAAUACAAAGCCAUGCGUGAGGUUGAGCUAAUGAGACUGCACACCUUGAAGAAAUGGAAGAGGAAGGAUCCAUCUAAUGCCACCUAUCGAGUGCUGUUGACAGCCCUACUCAAGUGUGGAUGUGCUAACUCAGCAGAACAACUGUGUAAACUGAUUAAUCCCGGUUACAUGUAUAGGUUCUAGAAAUAAUUAUUAAUCUCAUGCAUAUCUUCACAUAAUUAUUACGUAUACGUUUUAAAUCAAUCAGUUAAAUUCAGCAGAAGACAAAUAAAUAAUAA